Babesia microti strain RI is the source of this 255-nucleotide messenger RNA. RefSeq lists its product as hypothetical. The transcript has a single exon. The coding region runs from base 1 to 255 and encodes 84 amino acids. The record is from RefSeq and is a predicted model, not a curated record. Lineage: Eukaryota; Apicomplexa; Aconoidasida; Piroplasmida; Babesiidae.
AUGGAUAACGAGGAUUUGGAGGAAAAGAACAAACGUUUUUGCAUAAUCAUAACUUCAGUGUUAUGUGUAGCCUUUGGUUUAAUUAUUUUGAUUGGCUUAGGGUUUUAUUUGAAGGAGAACUAUAUGAUAGUAUCUAGAUAUGAGUACUCAUCUCCCAACUAUAACCCUCCCUUUAGGAGAGAUAACUUUGCCAAUUAUAACGGAGGAAACUAUGCCCAAGAACCCAAAAUGGAAAUGUCAGAUUAUGGGUGUUGA